Messenger RNA from Dibothriocephalus latus, 324 nucleotides. The record is from the annotation of a GenBank genome assembly. NCBI's taxonomy places the organism in Eukaryota, Metazoa, Platyhelminthes, Cestoda, Diphyllobothriidea, Diphyllobothriidae.
GCAUUCUACAAGACCUACAGCAGAGACAGUUUUGAUGAAAAGAUGAGCGGCAUGCGAAGCAUACUCGAAUCGAUGCCAGAGUGUCACUUUUAUACCGCAAGGGCUGUCUUCCUUCACAUGAACAAGAUUGCAUCGUAUUCUGCGGAGAACCAGAUGACCCCUGAAAACCUCGCCCUCGUACUGGCCCCAAACAUAAUGUGGCCAGAACUGCCGACGGCGCAGUUUGAUGCAUACGCGCACGCCAGCUUUUGUGUCGCACACUUUGCCAUUGUCAAUGCUCCGAAGCUUUUCGAAGAUCCACCUUCCCUUCCCACGACUUUCUGA